AGUCUUCAAGGACCUCCAAAAACUCAAUAUAGAAAGUUAUGUUUUUUGUAACAGUAGCUUAGCAUUAUUAGCUUAGCAAAAUGCUAACAACUCUGAAUUCUAAUGUAGUUUCGUAAAGUAGAGCCUUCAUCAGCGUUUAUUUUUUUAAUAUGGUGAUUAGAUGGUGAUAAUCUGAUAAAACAGAACACUGACUAGCGCUAUAAACUGACCCUGUAAACAUAAUCCUGCAUUGUUGCUCUGCGACCUCUGAUUCCACAUUAUGAGAUAACUGUUAGCUCAUCUCGGUUUAUUACUGUGAGGGUGUAGCUGAAUGUCUAACACACAUGUGCUUUACGACUCAGAACGGCUGACUGAGAAACAAAUAACUGAAAGACAAACAGAAGGAGUGUUUCGCUCGAUAUUCAGCACACGCUGAUGUGAAGCUGCUGUUUUUUUUGUUGUUGUUGUGCUGCUUUCAUUUGAGCUCAGUGUAUGAAUUGAGCUGCGGGUUCAUUUUAUUUAGCAUCUCAAGGAGAUCUUCAGCUGAAUAAAUCAGAAGCAUGAAGAGAUUUGGAGCUGAUGAGCCUGAAAACCUUGAGCUCCAACUGACUGAUGGAGCUAGGCAGUCGGUGGUUGUUUCUCCAGUGUCUGUGGCUUCAGUAAAGGAUGUGGGCCGCUCAGUUGCUCUUCUGGCCUCCUAUGCAAGAGGCCGCUGGAAACAUGCUGCCCGCAAGACUGUGAGGAAGAAACCCACAGAGGAAUAUAUCGGCAAGUAUAAGGGUCUGGCGACAGAUGAAGAUGCUGUAGAUGGACAGAGGAAUGGGAAAAUGGAGAUGAAUAAAAGGCUUCUGGAUCACUUUCGGGUUCUGGCAGCCAGUAAUAAAGACAGCGAUGAGGUGGACCUGCAGCUUCUGAAUGAAGCGCUCACACAUGGAGCCGACCCAAACACUGCAGAUAAAUAUGGACAAACGGCCCUGCAUGAGAUCUCUCGGACGUGGAACGUGGAUGUGAUGCGCUUUUUCCUGGAGCGAGGAGCAGAUUUUCAGAGGGCCGACGCUUUCGGAGUGACUCCUCUACACGUGGCCGCGGCUCUGGAUUAUGAGGAGAUGUUGCAGUUCCUCUUAGAAAGAGGAGCUGAUAUUGAAGCUCGCACAUACAAAGACAAGCAGACUCCACUGCACUUCGCUGCUAAAAACGACGCUGUGGCCUCGGUGAGGAUGUUACUGCAGAACGGGGCCGACAUCACUGUUCGUGAUUAUAAAGACAGAACGCCUCUACAGCUGGCUGCCAACUUCGAUCGAAGCGAGACGGCACGUUUGCUGCUGGAGUUUGGAGCAGACGCUGGAGUGCAGGACUCUGAUGGACAUCUCUGCAUCACUGCCAUGAUCACCAAAAUGACUCCCGUGGUGAGAUUCGUACUCACUUAUUCUUAUGAUUAUUCAGAAUUUAGCACUUAG
Messenger RNA from Danio rerio (zebrafish), 1436 nucleotides. Lineage: Eukaryota; Metazoa; Chordata; Actinopteri; Cypriniformes; Danionidae. The record is from RefSeq and is a predicted model, not a curated record.